This is a messenger RNA of Klebsormidium nitens, 1109 nucleotides long. The record is from the annotation of a GenBank genome assembly. Lineage: Eukaryota; Viridiplantae; Streptophyta; Klebsormidiophyceae; Klebsormidiales; Klebsormidiaceae.
CAAAGGCCGCUCUGAUCAAGGGGGAGGUUCCCACGACAGAGGCGCUCGUUCUCGGAUCAGGGCCGCUUGCAUGGGCUGCCACUAGUUGGCUGGAGUCAUUCGACGGCAGGCUGCCUCUGAUCGGGGCAGCGACGGCAAAGCUCCUCUUGGGGUCGGCUCGAGAUUUGGGAUCAAGCAGAGGGGCAGAGGGGGAGCGAGGGGAGGAGAGGAGGGAGGUGCUCUUGGACGAGGAACGGUAUCUUCUAGGACUCCUAGAGAGGCGGCCACACAAAGAGGCGGCAUGCGCUGGAAGUUCGUGCUUUUGUAAGAAGCACGAGUUCCUUUUUGGAGAGGCUCGGCCGCCGACGGAGGAGAGGAGGGAGGGGCAAGAGGGGGGGCACGACGCGGGAGUCAGCAACGAGAUGGCUGAGGGGCCCCCUGCACUCAAACGAGCACGGAGAUCAAAGGCAUUUUGGAAAGCAGAAGCGCAGCGAUCGAUUCCAACGACCGGCACUGGCGGGGCCAAUCGGAAGGUUGGGGCCGCCAGCCGAUGCUCGAGGGAGCUCGAUGCGAUCCAUGGCUGGGUCGAUGCAUGCUGCAGUUGCAAGUUGAGCUCUUUAGCGGCAGUGGGGGCGUGCAAGCAUGGGAGGGAAGAAGAGGAGCGGCGCUUAAAGGCCCCAGUGAUGCUUUUGAGCACCGAGGCGAUCCAGCUGACGAAGCCGAAGCUUGCGAGGCUCAGUGAUGCGCCAAACUUCCACGACCCUUGGGUGACGGCCCUUGGAGGGCCCCCGGUCCGCGUCAGCAAGCUCCGAGACCGUCACUUUCUGGAGCUGUCGAACUUGGGCUUGCUGAGCGUGCCGUGUCCAUUGGAAAGCCCUCCUUGCGGCGGGUCCUGGGCCGAGAAGAGGGUCGAGACUUCCGUAACAGCCUCGCAGUGGAGCCAAAAGAUCGAGGUGCGGAUCUGCCAUUGUAAUUGCCCCGACGAAGCGCACACCAUUCAUUUUGACGGGGAGGCCCUCGGCCUGUACACUUGGAACCGAAGGACCCUCUUCGUCCAGGAGAGCCUCCAAUUGCUCCUGCGCGGCAUGCAACACGGGCACUCGUUCAAGGCGGAGCUGGCCACCAAUUAG